CUUGCUUUUCUUCCUUGUGGUUUCUGAUCUCCAUUUUGCUCUUCUCAACAAACUCACAUUGCAUCCGCACUUUUUUUCUCUUCAACUACAAGAACUUUCCUCAAUGCCAAUUGGAAAAUUAUCUAGCACAUCAUUUUUACUGUAUUUAAGUAAACAAAGUUCAUGCCUGGCCGAAACGAACUGAAUUAUCAUCGGUUACUCUUCUAGUUUUUGAGAUCAGCAGAUCCAUCUUCUAUUGGUGUGUUAAUCAUACUUAGUUGUUUUGGCGUCUGUUUUUUCCUCCAGCGAGAAAAUACAAGAAAAGGAAAAAUGGCGACUAUCUACCUCAUUGCCAACCCGCAGUUGCUGCUGCACCCAGACAAGCUGCUUUCCCCAGACCCGGAUCACAGAAAAAACAUCGACAGGAUAUCAGCUUUCUUAGGCAACGCGGAAGGACGAGAUAAGAUAGGUAAAUGUAAAUCUCCUAGAUGUUCCCUAAUUCUAGGUGUCGGUCAACGUCAACGUAUCACAACUUCAGUCACGCACGUGUUCUCCGUUGCCUGCUAGAUGAUACACGAUGUCAGACAAUCAUCAUCACGUUCAUCAUAAAUAUGAUAGAUUGUCUCUUACUGAAAUAAUUUCUUCCCAUACGAUCAGGCAAACUGGUGCAAUUUUUCGCGCGAUUUUUGGAGGGUUUCUUGCAGGAAGGAGGCGGAAGUGUGCUCCUCGGCGGCGAAGAGGGGGCAAAGCCAUAUUGUCAACAGCUGAAUAAGCUGUGGAACGGGCUUCAAGCUGCACGAUGCUGGAGUUGGAUGGGCAAGAGCAUCAUCGAAUGGAGAACAUUAUGUUUAAACAUCGCACCUUAAUGCGUGUACCACUUAGAUGAUUCGAGAAGGACACAGGUAGAAGUACAGCUGUCAUCCUAUUGUCAUCAAAUUUUAGGUAGUUGUUGAUGUCCCUUUCAUACGAUGACAUCCAGACGUACGAGAGCAAGACCAUGGCUCAGGAGGUGAAGAUGUUGCACAUGACAGCACGAUUUUUCUUUGCGGCGCGCUGGUUUUUCGAGAAUUUCAUGAUCUUGGUGAAGGAGAAAGCGUUGAUGCCUCGCGCGCAAGGCGGUCUGCUGCCGUUGCCAGACGCCGCAACGCUCAACAAAGUUGCCAAACGCUUCUGGUUGGCGGCGAUUGUGACCGCCAUCUGUACAGAGAUGGCGAAGCUGCGUCUCAUGAAGCAGAAGUACGACGCGCUGACGGACGAUCGACGCGCUGUGGCCACAGCGAAAGGUCGGAGCAAGCAGGAUCAGGUGGAAGCAGAGAAAGUCUACCAGGAUGAACUGACCCAGCUGCGAACAGACGCGAUGCAGAGACUGCGAACCUUAAGGCUACAUCACAGUUUCGUCUUCACGAAUCAUAAUAAUCCUUUGAUGCGUCCUUUUUAAACAGAAAAAGGGUACCAACUACUCACCUAUGUAUCUAUACUUAUACAUUCUGUCUUCAAGGAUGCAGAUACUGUAAAAACUCUAAGAACCAUCGUCACAAAUGCAACGGAUUCGCCAGCAUCGAUUUCGGUUGGACUCGGCAUUCCGAUGUCGCACAUGACGGUUGGCGGACUGAUGACGAUCGCUUCCUUUUUGCAAUGUCAGAAUCUCUACCCGAAAUAG
Messenger RNA from Amoebophrya sp. A25, 1639 nucleotides. The record is from the annotation of a GenBank genome assembly. NCBI's taxonomy places the organism in Eukaryota, Dinophyceae, Syndiniales, Amoebophryaceae.